GCCGCCUCCCAGCCCGCGUUUCGCGAGAGGGAGAGAGGAAGGAGGCAUCGAGGGUCGAGUGAGAGUGCGACUAUCGCUUCGUCUCCUCGAAGCCGUCUCGGUCAUUUGUCACCUGGCGGACAAAGGCGCGGGCAGCCUCGCCAUUGCCCAGCAACUCAGCAUCGACAGGCAAAGCAUCGCUGAUCGAGUCUCUACGCACCUGGCCACGAUGCCCGCCGCUUUUGCUAAUCAGAGGUUGGGCGCUCGUUCGUCGUGGCUGCCGCCGUCCUCGCUACGCCGUCCCCGCCACGAUUGGCAUAUACCCAAGAGAGGAGAUCAACUCUUCUUGACCUCUUACUAGUCCAUACCCAUCAUGGCAAAGGGAGUCUCCAAAAUCUUUGAUACCAUCAAGCGCAAGGCGCCCACGGCGCCCGACGGCCGCUACGACGCCGAGGCCGCAAGCAGCCCCGCCGAGGCAAAGGAGACGUCUGUCCUCCACGAUCUCUUCCACCUCAAGGGCAAAGACGCCGUCACCUUGGCUAAAGCUCUCGAGGGCAUUGCCUCGGGAGAGCCCCUCGAUGAUCGAGACUUGCUGCUCGAGCGAGCUGUAGAGAUGCUGCAGACACUGCCCGCUAACAGCGGCUUGUCACACUCUGUCAGCGACGCCUUCAUCGGAACACUCUUCAACGAGAUGCCUCAUCCUCCUCAAUCGACCAUCGAGCCUCGAUCUCGCUACCGCACCGCUGACGGGAGCGGCAACAAUCCGUACAACCCGGACUUGGGCAAGGCAGGCUCGCCUUACGGUCGCACUGUUCCACCUCUCAAGCCGAAAUCUCCGUUCCAACCAGACAACGCGCUGAUCUUCGAUACACUCUUCAAGCGCGGCAAGGAGUUCAAGGAGCACGAGGGUGGUCUGAGCUCCCUCUUCACCGCAUUCGCCACCAUCGUCAUUCACAACUGCUUCGAGACCGACCGCGCUCAGCCGUGGAUCAACAACACGAGCUCCUACGUCGAUCUGGGCCCCCUCUAUGGCAACAAUCAAGAGCAGCAAGACAGCGUGCGCACUCGCGUGCAGGGACGCAUCCAUCCAGACUGCUUGGCUUCUGCUCGUAUCUUCAUGAUGCCCCCUGCCGUCAUCGCUGUCACUCUCCUCUUCUCUCGCCACCACAACUACCUCGCCGAGCGUCUCUUCGAGGUCAAUGAGCGUGGCACCUACAAGGCGUGGGAAGAUCUCGGAGAGGCCGGGCGCAAGGCACAAGAUGAGGACAUCUUCCAGCUAGCCCGUAACAUCAACAUCGCCUUCUUCGCCAAGGUCGUUCUGACCGACUACGUCUCGGCGAUCCUUGGAACUGUUCGUGCAGACUCUGAAUGGCAUCUCGAGCUCGGCAAAGAGAUCAAGGAUCGAGCUGGAGCGAGGAUUGAGCGUGGAACGGGCAAUAAUGUAAGCGCAGAGUUUGCGGUGCUCUACCACUGGCAUUCUCUUCUCUCUGCGGCGGACGUCGAGUGGCUGGACGAGACAGCGAACAAGGCUCAUCCUGGCAAGAAGAUGAGCGAGCUAGGCCCAAAGGAGUUCAUGGUGAUGGCUCAUGCUCAUGCCGAGACAUUCAAGGCGCUACCGCCCAAGCAAUGGACCUUUGGCGGGCUCAGCCGCAAGGAGGACGGAUACUUCGAGGACGCUGCGCUGGCUAGCUUGAUCAAAAACGCCAUCGAGCAGCCUGCUCACGCCUUUGGAGCUCGUACCAUUCCAGAGGCCAUGAAGAUCGUCGAGUGCAUGAGCAUGGCCCAAGCCCGUGACACUUUUGGAGUCUGUACGAUGAACGAGUUCAGGGAGUACUUCAACCUCAAGCCCUUUGCGUCCUUCCUCGAGUGGAAUUCUGAUCCUGAGAUUGCUGCGGUCGCCGAGCGUCUCUAUGGCCACAUCGACAACCUCGAAUUGUAUCCUGGUCUACGAGCCGAGGAGGUCAAGCCCAAUAUGCCCGGUUCAGGUGUACAGCCCGGCCAUACUAUCGGGCGGGCCAUCCUCGAUGAUGCAGUAGCUCUCAUUCGCAGCGAUCGCUUCCUGACGCUCGAUCUCAAUGCCUCUACGCUCACAAACUGGGGUAUGGCUCAGAUAGCACCGGCCCCGGGAGCGUACGGCGGCUUCCUGAGCCACAUCUUGUACCGCGCUCUGCCGCGCAGCUGGGGCCGCUAUUCUACGUACAACCACCUGCCCUUCUACACUCCCAAGUCGAUUGCUUCCGUCCUCAAGCGCAACGGCAAGAAGCACCUGUACGAUCUCGAGCGACCCAUCGAUGUCGACAAGCUUCACGGCGUGCAUUCGUACGAGGCCUGCAAGAAGAUCUUCUCAGACCGCGAGACGUUCAGAAACAUCUAUCACAGCAACCUCGACAUUCUCACCGACAAGGGUGGCUUCAUGAUCGGCUUCGACGACCACCCUACGCAUGACCGUAUGUCCGGCUUCAUGCACGAAGCCUUCUUCGAGCCAGGCUUCGAGAAGAAUGUGCGCAGGGACUACCGCAAGAUGACGAUCACGCACAUCGAGAACGGCACGCUCGAGUAUGGCGACGGGCGUAAGCAGCUCAAUGUCACGCGCGACGUCUUCAACCGUGUGCCCGUCAUCUGGCUCGCCGACCGCUACGCCAUCCCGCUCAAGACGGCCGAGCACUCACACGGCCUCCUGACCGUCUUCCAGCUUCAGGCCGCACUGACUGCCCUCUUCAUCUACUCGAGCUUCGACGUCAUCCCUCACGCCAGCUGGAUCCUUCGCCAGGCGGCGCUGGAGCUGGGCCCGCUCAUGCGCAAGGUCCUCGCAGCACGCGUUCAGACCAACUACGGUAUCCGCGAGAAGAUGCACGAUCUCGUCGCCAAGGGGUCUGCUUUCGAGGUUUCCGAGGCGGCAGACCACCUCUACCACAAGAUUCACGAAAAGAAGAUUCCCCUCGACGAGGCCGUAGGCAACCUCCUCGGCACUAUGAUCCCCAUCGCCGGCAACAUCACGCAGCAGUCGACACUGAUCCUCGACCUGCUCCUCACGCCGGGCUACGAGUACGCAAAGGAGCGCUGCAUCGAGCUGAGCAAGCGCGACGAUGCCGAGGCGGAGAAGGAGUUUGAGAUGUGGGUCUGGGAGGCUAUGCGCGUCAGUGGCGUGGUACCUGGACUGCCCCGCGUCGCUGCCAAGGACGUUGACAUCGAUGAUGGGGAGCGCGGCAAAAUUCACGUCAAGGCUGGUGAGCGAUUGGUGAUCGCUUCAUCACACGCCCAUCUUGAUGAGAAUUUCUUCCCCAACCCUCGCAAGCUCGACCCGACUCGUGACCCUAAGCUUUACAUCCUCCUCGGUCACGGUAUUCACUUCUGCUUCGGCGCCCGCCUCGUCGCUCCUUCAAUCGUCUCGAUGCUGCGCGAGAUCCUCGUCUUGCCCAAGAUCCGUCGUGCCCCUGGCCGAUCGGGCGAGCUCAUCCGCCUUCCCGAGCAGCUCGGCCACAAGGGCGAUGCCUGCACGAUCCAGACGUACCUGGACGCCUCGUGCAAGGAGAGCCCCGUUCCUUCGAGCUUCGUCAUCGAGUACGGGCCAUGAGCGGGCGAGCAAGUGUGCGCGUGUCGAGCAGCCGCGUCGUCUACUUCAAAUUUGCUCGUCGAGAUCAACACCACCACCCAAGCCUUGUCCACUCUGCUCUUUCUCUUUCCCUUUCGAUCCUUUCAAUUCAUUCACCAUCAAAUGGUAC
This is a messenger RNA of Jaminaea rosea, 3701 nucleotides long. Its product is annotated as linoleate diol synthase. The coding region runs from base 353 to 3553 and encodes 1066 amino acids. The record is from RefSeq and is a predicted model, not a curated record. Gene Ontology annotation, molecular function: peroxidase activity; iron ion binding; oxidoreductase activity, acting on paired donors, with incorporation or reduction of molecular oxygen. Lineage: Eukaryota; Fungi; Basidiomycota; Exobasidiomycetes; Microstromatales. Gene Ontology annotation, biological process: response to oxidative stress. The transcript has 3 exons.